AUGAAUGACAAAACUCUCCAAAAGGAAACACAUAAAAACUUGGGAUAUGUAUACUAUCAGGGUUGUAAGUUUGAUGCUGCUGUCAAAUCGUAUCUCAAAGUUCAAGAAAUUUCUCGUGAUCUUGGUGAGAGAAAAGAGGAAGCCAACGCCUGUCUCAUGCUCGGUGACAUUUUUCAAGAAUUAAAGCAACACGAGAAAGCCAUUGCAUCUUACCAAACGACUUUAAAUAUCAGUGAAGAAUUGGAAGAUAAAGAAAUGCAGGUAGUUUCAAUUCAUAAAUUAGGUACAUUAUAUUUAACUUUGGCAUCAAUUUGUAGUAAAGAUUAUAAUUACGAGAAGGCGAUAAAAUGGUACGAAAAGGCGUUGGAUAUUUCUAGAAUAGAGCCCAUUGAUCGCCCCAUGCACGAGAAGGCUCUAACUGGUUUGGGAAUUGCCUGGCUUAAUCUUGGAAAUAAUGAAAAAGCAAUCGAGUCAAUUGACGAAGUUCAACAGUUUGCUAAAAUGGAAGCCGACAUGGGUAAUCAUUAUAAUAUUAUAAUUGUUUUUUGUUAAAACACAAAACAUUACUUUGUUUUUGGUGAUAUAUUUUUGUAUAUUUUAAAUAAUAUGAAGUCAGUAUUAUCGAAUAUGAGACAGAUAUUAAGGAUGGGUUGGACUUAGUUUUCUAACACAUAAUGCAGUAAUAGCCAUAGUUGAAAUAGGAUUUCAAGGAUUUCCGAGUGCGUUUUGAAAAAGCGGGCCGCAGGCGAGCCUUAUUAAUGCACGUGGACUUGAAAAUCCUGGUAAUAUCAUACCAUACCAUACCAUACCGUACCGAGGUGAAUAGUGCCCUAAAGGAUAUUCACCGAAACGCAAAGCGCUGAGAUGAAUAUCCUUAUUCACCAACAUUGAGGAGAAUAUUUGUUUUAGCAUAUACCAAUCAUAUAAUUCCAAUCAAAUUCAGUGAAAAGCACCAUCCAGCUCCCGAGUAUCUGCCAAAAAAAAUUAUACCUUGAAGAAAAAUUAAUUGAUCAAUUAAAAAGUCCACCCUAUACCAACGACUUCCUAAAUCACAUAAAUUUAAUAAAAAAUAUUCCAACACGAAAAGUGUUUGUAACAAUUUACUCUUGCCGGUAUCAUAUAUAGCUUAAACUUAUGAUUUGCUCUGGUAUGUGACAAGUUAGUCAAUUCAAGUCCAAAUCCAACUCGUCUUUAAGUCGAAUAUUCGAACUCACUCUCAAAUUGCAACUUUUAAAGUACUAAAAACUUUGAAAUUAUCUUAGUUCGUUAAUUAUGAUUUCAAAGCACUAUCGCGUAUUUUAGAAUAAAAUUUCUAAAAUAAAAGUGUCCUGUAGGACGUCUUCUCUAGUUUCAUAUAUACACUAAUAAUUAAAUAUUAAAUUAUUUUGUUUUGGGUCACGACUUAUGCCUUUGAGAACAUUUCUUCUAUAUUACAGAUUCUUCCAACGUUGAAACCACGCACGAGCAAAAAACAUCUACAGUGCAGGAAGAAUCGUCCUCACAAGUACCAGGUACAAUUGAUUAUUGCAUUCUGUUUUACCUUCGUUGUUGCUUUAUUUUCAAUCUUGUAUACUUAAAGUACGAUUGCACAACUGUCACAAUAAGAAUUAAAACUGCGUUAAAGUAUUUCAUUAGUUAGAAUCAGUGCAACGUUUGAUAGUUUUACUGAUAAUGGAUACACCUUAUAAAUAGGUGCCUUUUAAAAUUAUUCAAAAUAUGUAUCAAUGUAGUGUAUUUUGUAAGCAUGACUUCUACAGACUUCGGAUUACUUAGAAGAAAACUUGCUUCGUUUCAAAAUGUUAGCUUUUCUAGAUCUUUUAUACACGAGUUUGCACUCAAGAAAAUCCCCCGGGCAAAAAGCAUGCAUCGCCGUCGCAAGUAUAUGAGUUGAAAUUCUUGAAUGACAGGCUUCAUACCUAACUUUAAGAUUAAGUCCAAAACAAUACCUUUUACCUCUUAAAAUUUGUAUUUCUAAUUAUUCAUAUAAGAGAGCGUUUUCGAGGGCUAUCAUUAUAAUCGACAGCGGCUAAGACUAAGGCCUAUUUCAAACGUCGCGCUUCUCAUGUGCCGCACGCAUUAGAAACAAUAGAUAACGAAGCAUUUGCACAAUGCAAUUAUAUUUCAUUUAUCCAAUUAGAAACAUGUAAACUCUUUAAACCACAGACGAAUUGCCUGUUUUCGAAUUGAAUGUUUUCGAUCGUUCUUUCCUGUUAUUAGUCUUUGGUUUAUUUAGCAAUUUUAAAGGGCAUACCAGCAAAUUAAAGCUCUUUAUUUUGAAAAUAAUUAAAUAAUAUAUUGUUGUUUUAAUUCCAGAUUUAGCUCUAAGUUUAAAAUUCUAAAAUUUAUUUUUAUCCUCAACCGCGCAUGCAAGAAUAGUUUUUAAUAUUGACGUAAAAUUUAGCAUUUAAAGUGUCUACUUCUAAUUUAACAACAAGGCGUGAAACGACAAUCAACAAAUAUUUAUUUGGCUUAAUCAGUUUAAUUAAAACUUAAUUAAAACUAAUUAAAUUGAGAAACUCUCGUAGAACAUGUAGUGUUAUGCGAUAACUCUCAAAAGUCAAAAACUCUUUUUGAUUUUUCAGAGGGGUGGGCACGUUUCGAUGCAUUGAUUGAAGAAGCAUGUAACCCAAGCAGAACAGAAACAUUAUCCAGUGAAGACGUGGUUCAUGUGAAAAAAUACGUUGAAGAAAUUGCUCCUUCGUACGUGUACACUCGCGAAAUAUCAGUCAAAGAACCUUUCACUAAGAUCGUUCGUAAAGCAAUGACAGAAAAAGUUAAAAAGUCAGCAUGUACAAGCUUGUUGGGUAAGGAUGAUAAUAAACUUGAUAGAAAGGAUGGAGAACUUGUCAAAGGAGAUCAACAAAUCUUCAACUUUGCAAGAGAUGAAGUAUUUAAAAAUGCUUCGACUAAAAAGCCGGCGAGACUGAAUGAAACUUUGGCAUCUUAUAUGAGAUCCAUUGGCAACAUUAAAUGUGGCAGUGUUGGUGGAACAUGCUUCCUUGUCACAGACGUGCUGGUGAUAACCAACUAUCAUGUUUACAGGAUGAUAGAAAAAGAAAGAAAGAAAUCAGGAAAUUCCAGCUUACACGUCAGCGUUUUGUUCGAUUAUCUCUACGAUGAACAAAUGGAAAAUGUUGUAGAAGUUGAAGUUGAUGAAGAACAGGAUCUCAAACUUGCGAAUCCAUACCUGGAUUACAAAUUCUUUCGUUUGAAGCAAAACGAUGGUAUCAGAGGUCGUGUUCCACUUGGUCCGAUGGUUAGAAAGUGGCAACUAUCAGAUGGUCGAGUUGUUAUUCUUGGUCAUCCGGGAGGAAAGGAAAUGCAGGACGAAGUCUGUGUUGUUGUCGGCUAUCACGCGAUGCAGGAGAGAAUAAGGGAAAGAUAUGAACAGUGUACCGGCGUACACAUGACCAAUGCACAAUGAUUACACAACACUGAAGACUAUCAAGGUUCUCUGUCAUACGACACGACGUUUUCGCGGGUGCUAGUGGCUCGCCUGUUUUUGAAAUGAAUCGAAACAUUGUCACCAUGCACACACAUGCAUACAGUCUGGAAAUAAUAGAAAAUAUUUCUAAUCAACCGGAAAAUGUUCAGAAUCAGCAAAAUGUUCCAAAUCAGGAGCAAGAAAAUGUUCCAAAUCAGGAGCAAGGAAAUGUUCCUAAGCGGCAAGAAAACGUUCCGAAUCAGCUGGAAAACAUUCCGAGUGUUUCCAGACAAGAAAAGUCAAGAACAUAUUCGUUAAUGGAGUUCGGCGUCCAGUUUAUUUCAAAAUGCAGAGACAUGAGACACUGGCAUGGCGAAGAUGUUGUUAAACAAAUUUUUCCAAAUUAUAAGUUGAAGCCAGGCGAAGAGGGAACGGACGCAUCCUAGUUUUACUAAGAUAUUUUGAAGACGACCAAACAUUAUUGAACUGUCUGCACUUGCAAAUAUAAUAUUUGUAGUGAUUGACCAAUUGUGCAACAAUCGGAAAUUAUAUAUACCGACUACAGAUUAUUCGUGGCACAAUCUACCCGAUACCGACGUUGAUUUUAUAAUGACUUAACAAUAUCAGUCGACCGAGUAAAGGUGACGUCAUUCACGUCGAUUUUUUAACGAUAAUUUUCAACGUAACAUGCUACUGCAAACCGAAAGAUCGUUAAAGCCGUUCAUAAAUGGCAGGCUUCACGCAUUAAUUUAACAUAACGCAACAUGUAUCAACGCGCAAUCCAUAUAAUUUUGAAAGUGCGUAUUUUCUCAACAAUCUGUUUUAGACAAUUGGAAAUAUAGACAAUUCUACCGAUUCUGAUUGUCUACCGAUGAGGCAAAAAUAGACCAGAUACCGAUUAUCGGUCAAUCACUAAAUAUUUGUAAGCAAAAGAAGGUAUUUUAAUGUCCUUAAAUUGGAAGGACCUAAAUUUCUGGUAUAGUUGCAUGCAUGGUAAUAUGUAAACUUUUAGAAUUAAAGCCAGCCUUGUCUUAACGAAGGUAACAAAGUGUUAACGCGUGUUUUAUAAAUUGAGAGAGAUCAUGGAUACAACUGGAACAACCCAUUUUUCCAAUUGUCCACAAAUGAGCGAGCUAUCAGGGACAUUUGUGACAUGCAAUGUGGAACAGAAUUCAUUGACAUGAUCAUCAGCAACUGUUUGAAUCCUGAAGAAGAAAUAACACAAAAACGGCAUAAAGCAUGCAUUGUAAAUCUGACGGCCGCACGCAGUGCUCUGCACUUUAAUACAAUAUAGUUUGAAAUAUGGUAUUGCAACAUAGCAUAACGGAGAGAUUUCGAUCCGUACACAUGCACUGAAUGAUAUACAGUAAUGAUAGUACAGUUUACGUUAAAGUUGUAGACAAAAUAAAAACUAAACUAAAAUAAAUUUUAUCUUCGUUGGCAUUCUUCCAAUUCUUCAAUCGACGAAAAAAAUUAUAUUUCUUUGUUGUUUUCUCCGCUGCAUUAUUAGUAGUGCAUGGUAAACAAUUCUAGCUAGCUGUCCACAUUUUUAAGAUUUUGUCCACAAUUUCAUCUCGUCGACAAUCCGCGAGAUUUUAUAUCCAGAAAUGAGGAAGAAAACUCCUCUCCCAAUUAUUAAUUACUUGCAAUUUCUACACUUGUGGUAGUCAAACGUGUGAAAUUCAUUCUUAAACCGGAAUUAU
Molecule: messenger RNA, 5127 nt
Organism: Paramuricea clavata
Lineage: Eukaryota; Metazoa; Cnidaria; Anthozoa; Malacalcyonacea; Plexauridae
Source: the annotation of a GenBank genome assembly